This is a messenger RNA of Rhizophagus irregularis DAOM 181602=DAOM 197198, 1290 nucleotides long. RefSeq lists its product as uncharacterized. Lineage: Eukaryota; Fungi; Glomeromycota; Glomeromycetes; Glomerales; Glomeraceae. The record is from RefSeq and is a predicted model, not a curated record.
UAUAUUAAUAGAGGUAUUAUACCAAAAUUACCUUCAAUAUAUAAUAAUUAUACUGAAUAUGAGAAAAGUAAACUUUUUAAAAAAUUAAGUAAAAAUAUGAAAAAGAGGGUUAGAAAAUUAAUUAUAUUAGAGAAAAGUGAGAAAAGUGAAAAUUUAACAUUAAAUUCUAAAACAAAUAAUAAUGCAAAGAAAGGAUAUAUAUUUUCAAAUGGAAAAGCAUAUAGAUUACUAUAGUUGGAAAAAAUAAAUUUUCUCAUCGUCAAUUUUGAAUUUCAAAAUUUUCAAGAAUUUCCCACAAUCCCGUUGUUUGUACUACGACCAUUACACAUAAAUACGUCAUUCGAUUUUCUUUAUCUUUACAACUCUACUACAACUCUCAAAAUAUCAUGUCAACACGAGUGAAUAAAACUGGUAAAAUUAAUAAAAUAAUCGAGAAACAAGCAGUACAAUUUGAAGAAUUUGGAAAACGAUUACAAGAAUCACAUAAAGGAUAUGAAAAUGAAUUUAAAAAGCUUGAUGAAAAAUCUUUUGAAACUUAUCAAAAAAAAAUUGAAUCUCAAUCAAAAUUAAUUAAUUCUUUGAGAACUCGUAUCGAAGAAUUGGAAAAUGAUGCUAUCAAAAAAGAUCAAAAUAUCAAAAAACUUCGUCAAGAAAUUGAUGACUCUCCUAUUUCAUAUAAAAGCAGUGAUCUUUUAUUAAAAACUUAUGAUAAGAUGAUGGAACGCUCGAGUUGGGAUAACACCUCUUUAAAUUCUUCAAAUAAUGACACCUCACUUAACUUUAAAGUCCAAGAAAUUGAUAGACUUUAUGGCGAUUCUGUAAAAUUAAAACAGUUCAAAUUUUUGAAAAGUUCUUAUAAUAUUAAUGAAUUAAUUGAAUAUACAAAGUCGAAUAAUUUUAUUGCUCUAAAUAGAAAGAGUAAAAGAUAUAUUAAUUAUCAUAUUAAAUGUAUGUUGUUACAAGAAUUCCAAGGACCAAAUGUAACGCUCUCACAAGAUUUGGAUGAAUAUAUUAAGAGAGACAUACUUCCAAGUUUACCUAACGGAUAUGACAAUUAUACUAUGUAUAGUGACUGGUUUGAUACUUUAAACGAUACAUACAAGUCAAGAGUUAGUAAAUUACUCGAGUCAGGGAAUUAAUAAAGUUGAAGAUUUAGUAAUUAGAUAUAGAAUUUUUAUGUAUUCAAUAUAUUAUUCAAAUUUAUAUUAUUCAUCUUAUUCAUCGUAUUUAUCGUAUAUUCGUAUUUAUAGAGGAAUUUAUGUGUCAAGUAUAUUUAGCUUUCCUUUAUUA